Oldenlandia corymbosa var. corymbosa is the source of this 4147-nucleotide messenger RNA. The record is from the annotation of a GenBank genome assembly. Lineage: Eukaryota; Viridiplantae; Streptophyta; Magnoliopsida; Gentianales; Rubiaceae.
GUAAGAUUGUUAUUAUCACGAGAUUGAGUUCAAAUUAAGAAGUUUAAUAGCUAAAAUUGUUAUUAUCACGAGGUCGGGUUCAAAUCUCAUUGAAACAAUUCAAAUUAAAAGAGUGACAAAAUAUCUACAAAGUCAAAGUCAAUGUCCUGAAAUACUGUCACAAAGACUCAACCACAUCCCCACUCAUCAGUUGACUAGAUUGAGGACAGCAAACUCCCAUUGAGAUUGCGAUCAAUGAGCAUCAUUAUCUAUCCAUCAAAGUCAAUGGAUUAAUCCCAUUACCACCAUUGAAAUUGACUAUCUUUUCUCAUUCUUUCUACAUCUGCACAUCAAUUCUAGUACUAGGUUCUUGUGUCAUUCUCUUUAUUAAAGACCUGGUACCCACAAGCUUAACCAAAGCAAGUAAACCAUGCUCAUGGCUACCAGGUUCAGACAAUGCCUCCUGCUCUUGGCAUUCUUGAGCUUCUUCCUUCUAUCUUUCUCCUCCUCAUCAUCUUGUCCUGUGUAUCAAAAGCAAUCCCUUCUUGAGUUUAAGUCAAUCUUGCUCAAUGCUACAAAUACUAACACUUCUUCAUCAGCUGAAACCUCCACUUCUGGAUUAUUAGAAUCAUGGAAUUCGGGUUCAGAUUGUUGCAAAUGGGAUAGAGUAAUAUGCUCUACAAGACGGCCAUUCAUGGUGGUUCAGCUGCAGCUGGAUUCUCUAGUAUCACAGUAUGCUUCGGAACAGCCUGUGGUGGUUUCUUCAUCAGUUUUGGCUCCCAUUUUUCGUAUUACCUCAUUGAUGCUGCUUGACAUCUCUUCAAAUAGUCUUCAGGGUGAAAUCCCUGCUCAGGGCCUGGCUAAUCUCACCAGAUUGGUGCAUCUUGACAUGAUGCAGAACAACUUCAGUGGCACCAUUCCCGUGCAAAUUUAUCACUUGAGAUACCUCAGCUAUCUCGACCUGAGUGGUAAUUUGUUUUCGGGUUUCUUGAGUCCUGAAGUAGGAAAUCUAAGAGGCCUCACCACAUUGAAGUUGGACAGCAACUCUCUUAGUGGAAAUAUCCCUGACGAGAUUGGAAACCUGACGAUGUUGCGUGAAUUUACACUUGGCAGCAAUGGCUUCUCUGGUGGAAUCCCAUUGUCAUUGUUCAACUUGACACAAAUUCAAGUUCUGGAUUUGAAAGAUAAUCAAUUUUCACAGCAGAUUCCGACAGAAAUUGGGCGCUUGUCUAACCUUUCUACUUUGGCUUUGAGCAAAAAUAAGUUCACAGGUGGAAUUACCUCGUUGUUACAGAAUCUAACAAAGUUGGAAAGCCUCAUCCUUGAAGACAACUUGCUUGAGGGAGAAAUACCAUCUUGGCUGUUCAACAUUCACACCCUCAAUAUUUUGCUUCUUGGAGGGAAUGCAUUGACCUGGAAUAACAAUAACUCCAGAAUAGUACCUAAGUUUAUGCUAUCCCAGCUCUCACUACAAUCAUGUGGUUUAAAAGGCGAAGUCCCCCAGUGGAUUUCAUCACAGAAAUCUCUUGUUUACUUGGAUUUGAGCAAGAACGAGCUUAAUGGAACUUUUCCACUUUGGCUAGCAGAGAUUGACCUCGGAACCAUUAUUCUCUCGGAAAACAACCUUACAGGUUCUCUCCCUCCUCGUCUCUUUCAAUCCUUGAGCUUAUCAAUCCUAGAUCUGUCACGUAACAAUUUCUCAGGCGAGUUACCGAAAAAUAUUGGUGAUGCUAGGGCAAUCAUGGUUCUUAUGUUGGCUGGAAACAACUUCUUUGGGCCGAUCCCUAGCUCCAUCUCUAAUAUUUACCGCCUUCUCCUCUUGGACCUAUCAAAAAACAGGUUUUCUGGUAACACCUUUCCGGCAUUUGGUCCUUUGCUUGGAUAUGUGGAUCUGUCAUCUAAUGAAUUUUCAGGUGAAAUUCCGGUGACCUUCUCUGAAGAAACCAGAAUUUUGGCUUUAGGAAACAACAAAUUCUCUGGAGACUUGCCUCAGAACCUUACCAACUUGAGUAAACUUGAACACCUUGAUAUCCAUGACAAUAGGAUUGGAGGGGCAUUUCCAAAUUCCAUAACUGAAAUUUCAACACUUCAGAUAUUGAUCCUGCGAAACACAUCCCUCCAAGGUCCUAUACCAACCACUAUAUCCAAACUCAAUGAUCUUCGAAUUCUUGAUCUGUCGAGUAAUCAGCUCACAGGAAGCAUUCCAAAUGAACUAGGCAAACUCACUGGGAUGAUUGACACUCCCACUAAAAUUGCAUCCAUUCCUGAUGUCUUCACUUUCUCAAUUCAGUAUACUGAGUUAAUCAUAAACUGGAAGAGAUCAGUUCAAGCGCUGUCAUCUAAUCCAAGUAUUGAUAUAUACUCUUUGCUGGACCUGUCAAAGAACCAACUUUCAGGCGAAAUUCCAGCUUCAUUAGGUGAUCUCAAAGGCUUAAAAUUACUGAACGUAUCCUUUAAUAGUUUGUCGGGAGAAAUACCAUACAGCUUUGGUAACCUAGAGAAUUUGGAAAGCUUAGACAUGUCACACAAUGAUCUCUCCGGUGCAAUCCCACAAUCAUUUGAAAAGUUGCAACAACUCACAACUUUGGAUGUCAGCAACAAUUACCUGAAAGGUCCAAUCCCCUCUGGUGGCCAAAUGGAUAGAAUGAACGAUCCAAAAGAUUUUGCUAACAACAGUGGGUUAUGUGGGCUGCAAAUACGGUUCCCUUGUCCAGUAGAGACAUCAUCUUCGCCGACUGCACAACAAAAUGAGAUAACAGAGUCAAGGUUUUCAUGGGAAGGAGCCUGGGCUGGAUUCCCAGUUGGGUUUUGCAUUACGGUUUUUAUCAUAUUUGUAUGUGGUUGGUUUCCAUCAAGGGCCUUUGCCCCAACUCGUGGCAGCAGCCUCCAGAGAAAGCCUACCCCUAGUAGGACUAGAUCCAUAUAGAAUCCUAGAUAAUGUGAUGGAUGCAUGUAAAUACUAAAUAGUAAAGCAUAAGGAGAAACUUCAACUGGAAGCUCAGCCUCAAUAUUGUAGUUACAGCCAAAUGGAUAUUUCACUUCAUAUAUAUAGAAGUAAUGGAAUCUAAUUAGCAUUUUUCUGAAUGUAAUAUUGCAUUUGGAAAGAUCCUUGGAGAAAGUUUUCAUUAAAAGGCGUAGAUCAGGUUCACAGAGACAUUGCCCAAUUAAAGAACCAGAAAGUCGAGCUCCAGGGAGCAAGUCCUGAAUUCGAAAACCUAGGAGUAGCAGUCCACGGGCGUUUUCAGUUGCCAUACAUCCAGCUGCUAGUGGUACACUGAACUGAUUUACAGUAGAGCAGAAUUCUAUUCCUUUUAAGCCUAAAUCAUCUCCUUGGUCUUCUUACAUGAGAGGUUGAAACAUGCAGCAUAUAACUGUCGCAGGGAUCUUUUCCAAUGCAUUUGUGUAAAUAAAGAAAUAAGCAUAUAUGCUAAGCAAAAUCUCUGAAAUCACAACCAUAUAACAGGCAAUCUGGUUUUUGAUAACAACAUACCUAAUCAGAAGUUGCUGCCUAUCUGCAAUGAGCUUUUGCUGGUGUUAUUUCUGGAAUGAGCUUUGUUUUGAUAGGAUCUGAUAUGAUCAUCCUUUCGACGAAGUAGCUAUCAAUAGCAUGCCAUAGCUCUUCAAUCAACCUAGCCUUUCACAACAGUAGCGUUUUGCUAUCUAUGAUGGCGAUUCAGACCUAAUACGAUAACUUAAGAGCAAACUUCAUCGGCAACCUACAAACUGAACUGCCUGUUCAGCAUCUUAGUAUAGGUUGAAAUCUACACAGAAUAAAAAGGAAGGAAGAGACUCAUUCUCAGAAACCCGACAGACAUAAAAGAGGUUCAUGCUCACAUUUCUUGAGAGAGCAUAGUAAAUGUAUCAGUUUGAAGCAAUGAAAUGAAAAGAUGAAAACAUUCAAUAAUUUCCCUUUACCCUAAAACGAAAAGUGAGAAACAUGACAUUAAUGGAAUAUUGAUUAAAUAGAGAAAAUGAGGCAGUUUACAACUUAUACUAGAACUAAGGAUUAUGUAACAGAUUAUAAUCAUUGCGAAGAAAACCAUGGAUGAUCUUAUGGAAACACAUGUAGAAGAAAAGAAAAUUAGAAAAAAAAAUCUGAUUCACUGAUUAAUCAAUCAGACUUUUCAUCACUGAGUCCUGUGCCAAUGGCAGCAGAUGAAAAAACGAC